AUGAGAGAGCUGAAACUGCGACUUACCAUGGAUGGUGUGGGUCGACAUGAUGAACUCGGACAGUCUUUCACCCUGCUAAUUUCAUUCCAUUCCGAGAGCCCCGAUGGAGAGCUCUUUACAUGA
Haemonchus placei is the source of this 123-nucleotide messenger RNA. The record is from the annotation of a GenBank genome assembly. NCBI's taxonomy places the organism in Eukaryota, Metazoa, Nematoda, Chromadorea, Rhabditida, Trichostrongylidae.